UUCUGAUUGAAACCCAAUUUUAUUGAAGCCAAAUUUAUUAUUAGCAAUAACUAUUAAAUAAAAAUGAGCAGCGACUGGGACGAGAUAAAACGCUUGGCAGCUGAUUUUCAAAAGGCGCAGCUGACUUCCACGCUGCAAAAGCUUUCGGAACGGAAUUGUAUUGAAAUAGUUACUUUGCUGCUGGAGAAGCAACUGCUGGAUGUAGUUUUUACGAAUGAUGGCAAGGAGUACAUCACCCCCGACCAUUUGGAACGCGAAAUACAAGAUGAAUUGUAUGCAAACGGGGGUCGCGCCAAUCUUGUAGAGGUCAGCAAAACUCUAAAUGUUGAUCUGUCGCGAAUCGUUACGCUGGCGGAACGCAUAGCGGCCGAGAAUCCACAUAUACACCUUAUGCUUGGUCAGCUUAUCGACGAGGACUAUAUUACGCAUAUUGCGCAGGAAAUCAACGAGAAGCUGGCGCAACGUGGAGAAAUUUCUAUAUCGGAUUUAACGUCACAGUUUGAUCUGCCUUCGGACUUUCUGCAGCAGAAUGUGGUGGAAAAGCAUUUAGGCAAGAUCAUUAAGGGUCGUCAGGAUGCCAGUAAUCCGCGUGUGUUUUUUACCCAAGCAUACAUACAACGUUGCAAGGCGAAAAUACGUGGCGCUCUGGCAGCCAUCACCAAGCCCACCAAUGUGGCUGUUAUUCUGCAGCAGAUCAAUGUGCAGGAGAAGAUCUUUCAUUCGCUGCUCGAUGAAAUCUCGCCAGCCGGACAGGUGACCUCUAAGCAGGCCAAUGCUCAGUAUGUGCCGCACAUUUACGCCAAGACACAGGCCGACUGGGUCAACUCAUUUUACAAGCAAAACAGCUUCCUGGAGUACGAGGCUAUCAACAAACUGGGCAUUUCCGAUGCCAAGACUUAUAUACGCAAGCAAUUCCCGAACGAACAUUUCCUGUUCCUUAAGCGUGUUGCGCUGGGCGCACGUCUUAUUGAAUUGACCGUGGUGUCCGCCCUUAAUGAGUGCAGUGCCACCAAGCAUUAUCUAGAUUUAUCCACCAUAUUGCCAUCUAAUUUGUCGGAGGAAGAUAUUGCAGAGGCUUUUGACGCAGUCAUGGCCCAAAAGCACUGCAAUUCCAGCCAUUUUGUAUAUCUAGAAAGCGUCGUCUUUUCCCAGGCAUAUCUUACAGAAUUGGUACAACCCUGUCAUGACAUGGCUCUGGCACUGGCCAAAUCAGCCAUCGACAAUGGCGUCUAUCAGCAAUAUAUUGUAGAAAAAACGCUGGCUCAAAAGGGCAACAACCUGAGCACCGCCCACGAUGCAGAUGACGAUAGCAAAAUGGACAAGCGCGAUGAGCGUCGCAAAAAAGCCGCCUCUGGCAAAGCGGGUGGCGGUGCUCAAGGACGCGAAACUAAAACCAAAUCGACCAAGAAGCAUCAACGUGGGCGUGCGUCUGCUCACAAUCAUGACAGCGAGGAUGAAGAGGACACAGAGCAGCAGUCAACUGGUAAUACGCGCAAAUCCGUAAAAGCGCUAGAACUGGUCAAAAGUUCGGAUAUCAUAAAUCUAAUCAAGAUCACACUGGAGGAGGAGGGUCUAGAGCAUUUAGCCAAGCCAAUUGCUGCGCUCUAUUUGAACCAGCUAAAUCAGGUCGCGUUAGCCAAGGCCCAAGAAUUGUAUGAGGCGACUCCGCAAACGAAUCGACGCCAGACGCAUGCUGCCAUACAGGAACGCGUUAACAUGCUGCUCGUCGACAUACGCCUCUACGAAAAGGGCCUAAAGCUGUUCCACGCCGACACGCAAACGCAACUGGUAAAAUAUUUGCUUAAAUCACUGGGUAACGACAUUUGCAAUGAACUGACGCUUUAUGUGGCCGCCGAAUGCAGUCUGUCGGUCAAGUCCACAAACCUGAACGUCGAUCAACGCAUUAAACUGAUACAAGAGUUUGAUGCACAGUACCGCAACGCUUUACUGGAACAAAACAAAACCUUGAACAGAAGCAUUGAGGAGUUCGAGCUGGCCACGGAGUCGGUUCUGAAAGCGUGUAGUAUGAUUAUAAAAAAAGCUGAUAAGAAAAAAGAUCGCGCACUUAUUGUUGGUCACAAGGAGAAGCUACUGCAACAGUUACUGGAAUGCCAUGAGCCCGCACUUUUACUUCAUCUGGCUGCACUGGUACUCUUCACCACAAUCACUGGAUGCAUUUUGCAUGCGUCCGGAAAAUUUGUCUCGGCCAUCCUGCAACACAUUCGUGCCACUCUAAAUGAGCCGCAAAAUGCCCUGUUGUUACGUUAUCAUGAUCUCGUCCUGCAAAUGCUGCAACAAGCAACGCCUGACAGUGCCGAAUGCAAGUCUAUUAACGAACAAUUGCAGUCGCUGCAAGCGGAGGUCGUGGAUCUCGCCCAGAACUAUUCACGUGCAUCCGUCUCUAAGGCUGAUUAAAAUACAAUCUAAAACUUUCGGACUUCCAACAAAAACAGUCCAGAUUAGAGUUCAAAUUCAUUUUCAAUAUAAUUGGUUAUGGUCUGCUGCAGAAGAAAUAUGUGUUUUGGAAUUGUUAAGUAUUGUGUAAAUAAUUUAAAAAUUGUUUUAUUUUUGCUAUUCGCGCAAGUCUCCUAAAUACAAUCAAUAAAGUUAAGAGUGUCUGAAUCGUUAUCACUUUUUUUUAGGUUGCUCAAAGUAGUACUAAUCUACGAAAGACAAUCAAGAAACAAGAGGCUUUGUCCCGAAUUAGCUUAUAUACUACAGACUCUUUUCUUAUUGAAAUUUGGUUGUCGAGGGUUUUUACUAACCAACAAAAUAAGCGAUUCAAAUAUUUAAAUAACCAUGGUUAUAAAAGUAUGAACAUCUUUGUUUAUGCAUAAUUUGUAGACAGAUUCUUAAAUAGUUGCCGACAAUUUUGAGCAGUUUUAUAGGAGAACCGGGAGAUUUGGUUAUUGUUAUGCUUUAUAAGAUAGGAAAUAUCAAUAGUAUUUAAUUGUGGUUGACAAUUCAAAAGCAAAAAUCUAUCAUUGAGCUAAGUUUAAAUC
Drosophila novamexicana is the source of this 3002-nucleotide messenger RNA. It is a transcript of the gene Ufl1, whose product is annotated as E3 UFM1-protein ligase 1 homolog. NCBI's taxonomy places the organism in Eukaryota, Metazoa, Arthropoda, Insecta, Diptera, Drosophilidae. The record is from RefSeq and is a predicted model, not a curated record. The coding region runs from base 64 to 2415 and encodes 783 amino acids. The transcript is spliced from 6 exons. Gene Ontology annotation, cellular component: endoplasmic reticulum membrane. Gene Ontology annotation, biological process: protein K69-linked ufmylation; regulation of proteasomal ubiquitin-dependent protein catabolic process; response to endoplasmic reticulum stress. Gene Ontology annotation, molecular function: UFM1 ligase activity.